Molecule: messenger RNA, 4921 nt
Organism: Syngnathus acus (greater pipefish)
Lineage: Eukaryota; Metazoa; Chordata; Actinopteri; Syngnathiformes; Syngnathidae
Exons: 2
Coding region: 460-1446 (328 amino acids)
Biological process (GO): positive regulation of cyclin-dependent protein serine/threonine kinase activity; brain development; activation of protein kinase activity
Cellular component (GO): protein kinase 5 complex; cytoplasm
Molecular function (GO): cyclin-dependent protein serine/threonine kinase activator activity; protein kinase binding
Source: RefSeq, a predicted model, not a curated record
GAAGCGGACUGAUAUGCCCGAGAGCUCGCUCGCUCACAAGUGCGUCUGCUUGGAGCGGCUCUGGAACCCGAAUGAGCGCUCCAUUUGGAAGACUCGGGGAUGACGCCAAUAUUCUUCACUGAACGGAUGGGACAUAGCUGAAAGCUGCAGACACUGUGGAGAUCCGCAUCUUCAAACAUGGAGAAGAUAUUUGAGCGCAAUGUUUAUAUUAGAGUCGCGCGCAUGAGGAGGAUGACAACCGCAUCUCGUCCGCAUGGACAACGCGCUGUUGCAUCUGUGAAAAGCGCCUCAAAGCUUCCACGAGAGUGACUUUCGUGUCUUCUGUGUACUGGGAGGAGGAAAAAGAAAAAAAACCUCUUCAUUGCCAGUUUGUGCUUUUGCAGACUGCGACACAGUUGGAUUUAAAAUUCUGCUAUAUUCUCAGUUGCAGAUCAUUUCUGAUCCAGCUCAGGCAUCAUCAUGGGUACCGUACUUUCUCUGUCGCCCGUCUCGCGCAAGUCAGGCUACUACGAAAACCGUCCCGGUUCGUUAAGCCACUACCCGAGCCUGAGCAGCCGAUCUCUCAACAACCAGAAAGAGCGCGGCUUGAAGAGAGGCCAGUCCAUCUUCCUCCCGGUGCUCACAUGGAAACGUCUGGUGGCCUCCACCAAGAAGAAAGGGAACGCCAAGAAAGGCUCCAAUGCACCACUUGGCCCGGUUGACCCUCUCAACAACAACAACAACCUAAACAUCUACCAAAAGGAUCCCGUGCUGCACCUCAACUACGAGAAUGUGAGGAAGUCUCUGUCGUGCGCUAACUUGAGCAGCUACGAGGUGCCGGUGGGACUCGGGCUAGGGCUCGGUUACGGCCUGGGACUGGGCCACGGGUACGGCUGCAUGAAACCACAGCAGCUUUCUUCUGUGAAAAAAAUCCCGCAGGGGACCUUGAGCACGUCCCCUAAACGUGUCAUCGUCCAAGCGUCCACCAGCGAGCUGCUUCGCUGCUUGGGGGAGUUCCUGUGCUGUCGCUGCUACCGCCUCAAGCAUCUGUUGCCGUCCGACCCUGUUCUGUGGUUGCGGGCCGUGGAUCGCUCGCUUCUGCUCCAGGGCUGGCAGGACCAGGCCUUCGUCACACCGGCUAACGUGGUCUUCGUGUACAUGCUGUGUCGAGACGUGGUGGACGGGGAUUUGGUAGCGUCGGAGCACGAGCUGCAGGCCAUCCUGCUCACCUGCCUCUACCUGUCCUACUCCUACAUGGGUAACGAAAUAUCCUACCCGCUCAAGCCCUUCCUGGUUGAAGCGGGUAAGGAAGCCUUCUGGGACCGAUGCCUCGCCAUCAUCAACGCCACGAGUUCUAAGAUGCUGCGAAUCAACGCGGACCCUCAUUUUUUCACGCAAGUGUUUGCCGAACUCAAAAGCGAAGGGGGGUGUGGUCCGCAAGAUUACAGUCGGGUUCUGGAGAGGUGAGAGGAGUCGCGGAAGAUGCCGACAGAUGCAAGCUGGUUCCGUUGCCAUAAGUAUUUAUUUGAUGAUUGCAACUUUGGGGUUGGUUGACAAUUCUUGGAUGGAAAUUUGAGGCAAAAAAAUAAUCUGCAAUUUUGAAAAGCAUUUCAAUUGAAUUCUCUCUUGCCACAUCCUCAUGCCCUACUUUUUUUUUAAACCAACAGCAACCAUGAAAAAUUGAAGCACCAUUUACCUCAAGAAUCUUCUUGAGCGGACUUGAAUUGCAGAACCUUUUGCUCCACCUGUCCCAACAAAAGUCUUGCACAGCAUGUGCGAGGCCUCCAGUUGUCUCAGCUGCCUCUCGGGAUCCUUCAGCAUCCUCACGCAUUUUUGGGGGGGGAUAAAUCAACAUGCACGGCUCAGACCGGAGUACGCCAUUGUCGCCGAGCACCGUGGCGGAUUUCCAGCAACAUCCAAGCCGAUUGGAUUGACAUUUUCAUCAGAGACUGAAUCAUAAAAUGCGGCACAGACAGUUUAAUCUGACUAAAUUGGAUAUUCCGAGACAAUGCCGAGCCAUCUCGCAACACCGGCAGAGUGAUGGAUGGGAACAGCUGCACGUCGGUACCACGCCAGUCCUGCUGUGUGCUUUUAUGGGUCACCUGGCCUGAGGGGACAGUUGCCUAUUUUUACUCAAAUUAAAUUUACCAGGGAGCUUUCCAGAGUCGUAGUAGUUUCAUAUCCCGCUUUAGCGCCGACGCAUGUGAGCGGAAAGCGUGACCGACUUGUGCCGUGGCCAGCCGCCAGGGUCAUCAGCUGUUUAGCCCGUCCUGCGUUCCCCUGCUUCUUGUUGACAGGCCGCCGCAGCCCGGCUGCUAAUUAGAUUAGCAGAUUACGACUCCCCAAAUCUCUCAAGACCUCUGCCCCUUCUUGGCCACUCAAUAACCCCCGCAGAGUCCGACUGCUAAAUCCAGGCCGCGCUGGACGGCGAGUAUUUAAAUGCCCGGUCAUGUGCUCUUUAUUCAGAAUAAAAGCGUGACACACGUGCACUGGUCAGAGUCCAAUCUGGCGUCUAAUGAGUGCACCGUACAUUCUCAUCCGUCAUGCACAGGCUUCUUAAAACAGCGAGUUCAUUCGUUUUAAUGUGAGUUAUGCACGACAUUUUGAUCAUUUUGAUGCUUUUCAGUGUUAUUCGUACUUUGAUCACAAAGAAGUUCAUUUAUAAAAUGAACAUAACGCAAUGCCUGAGAAGCAUCUUCAUUCAGAUCCUCAGGGAAAAAAAAAGUAUAUAGGCUAAUUGCAUCUUCUACUAAAAUAAGUGCAGAGCAGUGACCCAGUAUUUUUGCACAAUACUUUACAGUAUUCCAAAAUCAUAUCAAAUUUGAUCUUAACACAUAUAAACAUCCCCUUAGUGGGUAAUCCAGCGCUAAUCCUCCCGCCCAAUCAGAUGGAGAGGGAGCGAGGGAUGACGAGAUGGAAGGGGAGGGGGGGUCGGAAUGCACUGAGAUUUUGAUGUCACACUCGCUGUGCAGUUUUUGACCUCCCGGCUCAGCCUUCAAAUCCUCCUUUAACAAAGUGAAGGCCACAUAGGCCCAAAGCUGCCUAUUCCCAGCCCCGUUUGAGUCAAACCCGCCCGAGGGGGAGCUCGCAUGAGUCACACCAGUCAAGCAGAUAAGAGCGACGGCGUGAUUCAUAACCCGAAAGAGAGGCGCCUUUUCUUGGCCUUCAAAUGGCAGCCAUUUUGCUCUCAUUGUUACUUCUGCACCCCCUCGCUCGCUUGCACAGUUUUGACAAGGACACUUGUGUCUCAUCUGCCCCCCCCCCCCCCCCUUCUCCCUGCCGCCCCGUGUUCAGCUGUUCAUUAGAUUUGACACCCCAACCCGCCAGCUAUCGUCAGGACAAGGAAGGGCAGAAUUGUUGUCAUAUUUGUUUUUACUUAAUGAGACUGGGGGAUACAUUUAAAGGUUACAUCCCCAAUUUGAAAUCAGAGCAUGGAAAUGAGCAACACGGCAACUGUCUCCUCUUUCAAUCCGUACCUGAGCAGGAUCCGGUAGCUGCUCCUCCGAUCCUUCCAAGCCAAUUAACUGCCGUCUCAGCUGGAGUUGGAAUUCACUUCAUCCAAUCAAAAGCCUCCUUAGAGAUCGACUUGCAGGACAGGAAGCACACCAUGUUUGUGGUCCCUCUUUGUGCAUCACAAGGACUUGAUGGUUGCUUGGACCUGAAAUUUACAUUUGUGGAGAUGUGUGUUAUUUAUCCUAAAAAUGCAAAUUCAGAGAUAAAAAAAUAAAAUAAAAUUGCCGCGCACACAGUUAAACCCAAAGUAGGUCAGACUGUGGCCAAAUGUAGUGUUCAAGUGGAUGUUUACAUAAUCUCAAGGCUGGCGAUUACACUAGUUAGUGAUGAUAUAAGACUGUAAAUUGUGUUUGAGGUAUUCAUCAAGUAUUUGCCUUUGUCAUUGUUUUUUUAUCUUGAAUAACUUUGGACUUGAAUUUUUUUUUGUGGGGCAGAAAAUGAAAAUAAUAGUAAUUCGAAAGGUCACCAAAUAAAACAACUCAACUAGGGUAUGGUCACAAAAAUGGUCCCAAUUGGUUUUCUAAAUGAGGAAAUAUUAUUUAACUGUAACCAUUUCCACUUUUAGCUGAACGUGAUGAAAAUGUGGAAUGGUGUUGAGUUCGCACAACUCUGUGAGUUGUGUUAAAUUAUUGGACUGCUGCUGAAGGUUAGCAUGAUCGCCUUAACAUGGUGACUGGUGUAAAUAAGACGUUAUGUAAAAAAAAAAAAAAAAAAAAAUGGCAAGUAUGAAGAAAAAAAAAAUAGAAGUGAUAGUGAUGUCCUGUCGUAGAACGCAUGCUGGCCGGUAGUUUAGAAAUGUACUGUAUGCUUUUUUUUUUUUUUUUAGCUUUUUAUACAUACUGAAUUCUCAUCUUAAUAUUUGUUGGCCAUUUUAAAAACUCUUUUUUUUUUAAGAAGCAUGUCGCCAACAUCCAAUAUGACUGCUCAUGCUUAGAAACACUGGAAACAAAACUAUUUCAUAGGUUACAGCUAUUAAAAUAAAAACAUGUGAUUUCUUCAGGCAAAAAAAAAAAACAAGUUAUCAAAUUGAUCAAGUUAGCGACUAUCAAUGGCUUUUACCAUCAAUGCAGCAGAUGGUGACACAAAGAUGGUCAUUGUACUUGUGGUGUUUGUCUCCGGCAGCUCCAGGGCAGCCUGCGUACACACAGAUUGUUUCACAGUUACAGCAACGUUGGGCAGAUGUUAAAACAAAUAUCUAAAUAUAAUAUAACUGCUGAAUUUCAAUCUCCCCCUUCCAGCUUGGUCCCUCUGGGUUUCCAUGGUUACCUUCCUGGGUAACCUAAAACAAAGAAGCACAUUAACUUGAAUGAACUUUCACAAAAGUCACUAAAAGUGUGUGGCUAAUAAAAAGAAAACUUGAAGACAAUUUUUUUUUCUUUUUUUCAUGAUGACAAUGUGGAUUAUUUAAUAAAGUAUGGAGCUGAAGUAC